Engraulis encrasicolus (European anchovy) is the source of this 2422-nucleotide messenger RNA. RefSeq names its product sigma non-opioid intracellular receptor 1 (gene sigmar1). The transcript has 4 exons. The record is from RefSeq and is a predicted model, not a curated record. Lineage: Eukaryota; Metazoa; Chordata; Actinopteri; Clupeiformes; Engraulidae. The coding region runs from base 109 to 777 and encodes 222 amino acids. Gene Ontology annotation, cellular component: endoplasmic reticulum.
CAAACCAUGGGGAUUGAAUGAAACGCGGCGCAAUUUCAAGUGCCUGGCGGUGUAGAAUUUUAUGUUUAAGUUGUUUGUCAUUUCCUUCGUAUUUUUGUAAAAUCGACCAUGUCUUUCACUAAAAACAUUUUAAAACUCAUCGUGGCAAGUGGAAUUUUAGCCUUGACUGUACAGUACUUGCGAUACUGGAUGGUAAACAAACAGUAUGUAUUCACCAAAGAAGACAUCGCUAACUUGGCUAAACAGUAUGCGGGUCAGGAUCACGAGCAGGCCUUUGCCAAGGUGGUGGUGGAGCUCCGGAAGAAAUACCCUGGCCACAUCCUGGAGGAUGAAGACCUGCAGUGGGUCUUUGUGAACGCCGGAGGGUGGAUGGGCUCCAUGUGUCUGCUCCACGCCUCCCUCACCGAGUACGUCCUGCUCUUUGGCACAGCGGUGGACACAGGGGGACACUCAGGGCGCUACUGGGCGGAAAUAUCAGACACCAUCAUCUCUGGGACUUUCAGGCAGUGGAAGGAAGGGACGACGAAAAGUGAGAUGUAUUACCCUGGCGACACGAUCGUGCACGCGGUGGGCGAGGCCACGUCGGUGCAGUGGAGCGCGGGCACCUGGAUGGUGGAGUACGGCCGGGGCUUCAUCCCCUCCACGCUGGGCUUCGCCCUGGCCGACACCAUCUUCAGCACCCACGACUUCCUCACGCUCUUCUACACCUUCCGCGUCUACGCCAAGGGCAUGCUGCUGGAGGCCGGGACUCUGCUCACAGAAGCUGGGGUGCUCUAACGAAAGCACGAAAGCCCGGGGUCUCUACCACGAUAGUCAUUCCAUUCUCUCUCUCGUGCUCGCUCUCUCUCUCUCUCUCUCUAUCUCUCUCUCUCUCUCUUUCUCUCUCUCUGACAGAACUCUGUUCACAGAAGCUGGGGUGCUCUAACGAAACGAAACGAAAGCCCAGGGCUUCCACGAUAGUCAUUCCAUUCUCUCUCUCACUCUCUGACAUUACUCUGCUCACAGAAGCUGUGACGGUCUAACGAAACGAACGAAAGCCCAGGGUUUCCACCACGAUAGUCAUUCCAUUCUCUCUCUCUUUCUCUCUCUCUCUCUCUCUCUCUCUCUCUCAGAUGUUCCCAUAUCUGAAUGUUCACUAGUUCUCCCUGUACAACACUGUAUUGCACUGUUUUGUUAAAAGAGCAGUCCACCAUUUUUCGAAAUGUGCUCAUUUUACACUUCCCCUGGAGUUCAAUUGAUUCCGUUGAUAUUACUCCUACCUCCAAGCUAGCAUGCAUGUAUCAUUGUCCUUGAACAGAAUGUGUCCCACUAGCAGCUAGAGGACCCCAACUCUGUAACUGAAGACGAGGUAGGAAAUGAGCAUGAGUGUUUCUCAACCUUUUUUUAAUAAACGGCCCCUGGACCUCAUCCUAAGCCUCCCAAACACCCCUUGCCCUCAUCAUGAGCCUGCCAACACCCCCCUUAAUAUCAACAAAUAAAAUGGACUAAUGCACCCCAACGCCAACUAAGCACCGCCCCCUUUCAGCUGUAACCUUCUGAACGCCCCCCUAGGGCUCCCCAACACCCCCUGGGGGUCUGUACCCCCCCCCUACACUAACACUACGCUAGCAGCUAGAAGACCCCAUUCGAUAACUGAAGGCCAGAUAGGAAAUGAGCAUAUUUCCAGAAAUGGUGGUAUGCAGCAGUUUAGUGUACAGUACAGUGAACAAAUGAAUUGAUUCAAUAGCAGCCUGUCCAACAUGCUUGCUGAAAAAAAACCUUGUAUAAGGCACUUAAUGUGAUUGCUACAAGGUGACUAUCAUUCCUUGGCCAUCAAAAGACCGAUUUGUCACUUUAACUUAGUUUUUUAAAAUUAAAUUUAAAUUUCCCAAACUGACCAGUCAGGUUGUGCGCACUUCACUAGCGGAAUACAAGCACCUUUAGCUUGCAAGUGUUCAACGUGUUUAUACCUUUUAUGAUUCAAGUGGGUGAAAGCCCAUUUGUUUCCCAAGUUAUACGUAGGCCUAGUACUAAAACCUUUGUCAAUUGUUCUGUCAGUAAACACUGUGAAUUGAAAUUAACCAUCAUCAUUUCUUACAAAUGCAAUGCUCCAUCGAUUUUCUUUGAGAGUUUGGUUUACUUGGUCACUGUCCAUCUAUAUACUGUCUACUACUUUGUUUUACUGUAAAAAGGACCAGAGAUACUUAUUUCAACUUCGCAUGUUCCUUAACCGCCCAACAUAAUGUCUGUAAUGUUUAGUCUAGUCAGUGGAAGUAGCCUACACUACAGUCGUUAUUCUAGGGGUGUGCACACCACCUCUUACAGUAUCUGUGUUGGUGGGUACAUGUUAUUACAGGAAUGUUGAUUCUCCUGCCCAGAAGAGUGCUGCAUGUCCAUGUAUUAUUGUGCAUAUUGUACGUAUGAAUGGACAUUGACGUUCUUU